Python bivittatus (Burmese python) is the source of this 5667-nucleotide messenger RNA. Lineage: Eukaryota; Metazoa; Chordata; Lepidosauria; Squamata; Pythonidae. The record is from RefSeq and is a predicted model, not a curated record.
GGAGGAGAUCUGCCAAUGCCAGCCUGUGGGUGUUGCCCCGCUGGGCUUUGAUAGCUCUUUCAGAAACGGAGCUGUGUCAAUAUGCCAGGAGUCCUCUGGAUGGAGGCUGGGGUGGGACAACACAGGGCGAGAGGCUCUCUUGGCAAGGCGUGGAAGGGGAGGCUGGCCCCGGGCUCGGGGCUCCUGGGCCACCGGGCAUGACGUGGCCGCUGCGGAGGCCAGCCCGGAAAGGGGCUGCGGGAAUGGAUCCGGGCCCUGUUUUCCUUUGUCCUUUGUUGACAGGAAAGAAGAAUUUAGCAGAAAGAAAUCUCCCCAGAAGCCUUUGGCUAAAGGAAACGGCUGGGGGCAGAGGAGACCGAAAGGAGCCGAUGCGUGGGGCGGGUGCAAGAGGCAGGUCGCCUCCCGUGCCCUGUGCCUGUGUCCCAACGCUGGAGACCUUGGCCGGCUCUUGAUUUCAGGGGGCACAGCUGUGAAUGGACGAGCUGCGCCCAGAGAAUCGAUGGGGUGGCUUUGGGGGAGAACUGACCGAGGGGGAAAUAUUUAGAGCAGAAAGCAAGUGCUGGGGCCGUCUCAAGCGUCUCAGUGCGGCGCUUUGCAGGUAUUAAAGAGGACGGGUGGUUGCAGACGGUUGGGUCACUUAUCUGCGGAGGAUAAGAGAUGGGGCAAAGGUUCCCCACAGGUUUACGAGCUGCCGCUCGCGGGUUGCCUGGGACAAGCGAGAGGAGUUCCCUGUACAAGGAAGAAGUUCAUCUGCUGCAGGUGUCUGACACCAGCCUGUUUGGCCACGGGGCUCACCCAUCAAAGCAUGGCACGCUUGGAUGAGACCUCGGUGAGCAGCGAGGAGUUUGACAUGAGUGACUCCACAUGGACGUCAGCUGAUCAGCAGCUCCACACCAGCCUGAGCCCCAGCCAGGAGGAGGCGAUGCGCAGCCCGCAGAACAUCCACAGCCAGGAGGACGACGAUUCCUCCUCGGAGAGCUGCAGCGGGAAUGGCUCGUCCACCCUGAACCCCUCCACCUCCAGCAGCACUCAGGGCGACGCCACCUACCCAGAGGUGAACGGAAAUGGAGCUGGUGCCCCCAUGGAUUUCAGUGCCUCGUCGGAGGACCAGCCCAUCAACCUCUGCGACAAGUUGGCCCCUGCUCACGUCACCUCGGCCUACCAGUCGGACAGUUGCAGCGCCGACGGCCUGCGGAGCCGGGCGAAGUACGGAGCCAAAAGCACAACCGAGUCCCCCCCCUACAGCUCUGGCAGCUACGACUCCGUCAAGACCGAGGUCAGCGGAUGUCCCGAAGACCUGACCGUGGGCAGAGCUCCCACGGCUGACGAUGAUGACGAUGACCACGACGACCACGAGGACAACGACAAGAUGAACGACUCGGAAGGCAUGGACCCCGAGCGGCUAAAGGCUUUCAACAUGUUUGUACGCCUUUUUGUGGAUGAGAACCUAGACCGCAUGGUCCCCAUCUCCAAACAGCCCAAAGAGAAAAUCCAGGCCAUCAUUGAGUCCUGCAGCAGGCAGUUCCCAGAGUUCCAGGAACGAGCUCGCAAACGUAUCCGCACUUACCUCAAAUCUUGCCGCCGCAUGAAGAAAAACGGCAUGGAAAUGACCAGGCCUACCCCCCCUCACCUGACCUCAGCCAUGGCCGAGAACAUCCUGGCGGCCGCUUGUGAGAGCGAGACGCGGAAAGCAGCCAAGAGGAUGCGGCUGGAGAUCUACCAGACGUCGCAGGACGAACCAGUUGCACUUGACAAGCAGCACUCCCGGGAUUCGUCGGCUGUCACGCAUUCCUCUUAUUCACUGCCAGCCUCCUCCUUCUCCCAAGAUCCCGUCUACAUCAACGGGAGCCUGAACUACAGUUAUCGGAGUUAUGGGACCCUGGGCGGCAGCUUGCAACCGACUCCUUCACUCCAGACAGGGAAUCACAGUAACGGCCCCACUGACCUCAGCAUGAAAAGCGGCACGUCCAGCGCCACCCCCCCGGCCAACAGCACGAACAGGGGGGUGCCGGCCGCCCAGCUCAGCCCAACCGAGAUCAGUGCUGUGCGGCAGCUGAUUGCCGGCUACCGGGAAUCCGCAGCCUUCCUCCUCCGCUCUGCAGAUGAACUGGAAAACCUCAUUUUACAGCAGAACUGACUGCUCGCCUCCCUGCGGCUCCUGUGCCGGAAGACACUGUCCACCGCUCGCCCGAGGCUCUCUUGAUAAUCUGCUCAGGACUGGCCAUUCCUUUGCCUACCACCACCCUGGCACAGGUUCUUGAUGUUUAUCAGGUGGAACCCCGAAAGAUCCCUCUUCGACCAGGAGCCUGUGGCCCAAGGAGCCUGCCUUUCAAAGCUGACCAAGCCAGCGCCCUCUGCCAACCCAGAGCCAGCCCCGCAGCCUGGAAGGACGUAGGACUAUGGUGGUUUGGGGAGAAAACGGGAUCGGGGUGGAUGGAGCUUCGGGCACGGUCAGGAUUUACUUGUGGAGCCCAGCAACGGUAGAGCCCUUUUCACCGCCCCCCUCCCACUUCUCCUGCCCCUUUCACGUCUUAGGAAUUGCAUAUUUAUUGAGAAACUCACCAACCCUCUCCCCGUUCUUUCUCUUCCCCAUAAUUUAUUUUUUUUUCUAAAAAUGGAUUCUUGAGUUUGUACAGAAUUGCCACUUUUGUGUCUCUCAGUGAGGAAGAGGUUUAAUCCUGCACCGCCACAUGCGCUUUCCGGCGGUCCAGCUCCUGGAGCCGGGAGGCAGGGAGGAGAAACGGACCAGCGAGGCUCUGAAGCCGGCGGAAAAGGGGGGGGACGCUUUCGGGUCUCCCUCCCUUUGGCCAAGUGAUCCUUUGGCCGCAGCCCCGGGCCCCCUUUGCCACGCUCGGACCGCAGUCGUCCUGCCAGGAGGACUUGGGGGGGGUCACUCUGUGGCAAAACCUCAGCAGCUCCCUGGCCUUCCUCCUCCACACUCUACCUCACUGCUGGGCGCUCCCCGCCAGCCCCGGCUCUCCCUUGAGGAGGCCAGGGUGGUUCCUUGUUGCGGGGCCCGCAAGAGAGCGGCAUAGCACCCCAAAACGGAAGGUGUGUGGAAGGGGGCGAGCUAGAGCCCGCAAACGGAACUUCCUCCGCAAGUCACAGCGGUAGGCUUGUCUUGAAAAGGCAGCCCGUAGCCCGGUGGGCAAAGAACGGUGGCAGCCAGAGCCUGUUUUUUGAGGUGUGGAAGGGGACUGGCCCCCUUUUUUCCUCCUCCUCUUCCAACCGCCCCCCUGCCUUGCCCAUGCAAUUGCAAAUGCACUUGCUUUUGCUCAGUGCAAUAUUGACCAGUGCUGCUAACAUUAGGAACGGAGGAGACUGGGCGGCCUUAGCAGCCACAGCAGCAGCGACCAGAAACGGCUUGGGGUGACACUCGGGCCGACCUGCUUACCCUCUUCACCCUGCCCUGCCCUGCCCUGCCCCAGCCACAUCUCCCCAGCUUUGCCAAGGAACAGCCGCCUCUGCCAGGCUGGGGGGCGCGCUCGCAUUUUGGACAGGCCCAUCCCGGGAGGGCCUCUUGAACUUGUCCCCGUUUCAUUUUUGCAUCACUCCAUGCCUAAGCCCAUCCGCCUGGCAGGGUUCCUUCCCUUGCUUGCGCUCCGGAGUCAGCCUGGGGCUUGAGCCCAGGGCCACCCGCUGCAGAGCCCUCGUCCAGGCUGUGCUCGGCCUGGGGAGCACUCGGCUUGCUGCGAAGGAGAACCGGCCGGCCUCUGUUGCGUCCCACCCGUUCCUGAGGACGAGGAGGGGUUCUCCAGGGGAGGAAGGGAUUAACGUCUCUGCUAACAACCUUAUUGCCCCUCCGCCGCCCCCUUGCUGACUUGAUUCUCCUCCUGGGCCUGCACAAUCUAGAGAUGCUUGUCCUGCUGUUCCUCCUGCCAACUUUGAUUUUGUGUAAAUAUUUAUUGUGCCAGGUCCUGGCGAGCAACAGCCCUAGUACAAAACCCUUAGCAUGCAAGAGUGGCAGAGACAAUCGCCGUCCGGAAAAGAGCGGAGUUCACCUCCUUGCCUGCGGCCUUGGCGCAGCUAGGGGCGCAUCAGGAACACAGAGCCAUGUGAUGGUGGGUGGGUGGCCCAGAGGCUCUGUGUGGACGCAGCUGAAGCUCCUUUGGUGUAACUUCGGCCCUCUUCACUAGGCCCCUUACUGCCGGGUGGCUGUCCGCCCGCCCGCCCCAUUGUACAUGAGUGGCAGACCGUCUGGGACUCAGAAGGGGCUCCCACGGUCACCAAGAGGCUGGCACUCGGCCCACCUUGAGUUUGCGAUGCCUUCUGGCGAGCGCAGCGCCUGCAAUCCCUAUUGGACCCCAGAAGCCAUGUUUCGUAAGAUUCUUGGGACGCCCCCAUGGUCUGUCCUGGAUCCUUACCGACGAGGAACCCCUCUUUCUGCUGAAGGCCAGUUCUCUGGUACGUAUUUGCAGGAGGGGCUCUGCCACUCCCCCCCCCGCACUCAGCAGGCCCGUCUUCGAGCGAGCGAGGCAAAGAGCACCCCCUGCUUUCCCACAGCAGCAUUUGGACCCUGGGAAAGGCAUUUGCAGGACCCUCUGCAGAGAGGAUCCCCCCAGCCCCCGCCCCCUCUUUACAGGCCGAUUCUUUCGUAGGUGGCCGUAACAUUUAGUACCAGUUCCUUUACGAGAAAUGCUGCUUUGAACUCAGAGGGUUAAAUACAACUUUGAUUUGUAUUUUUUUUGUAAAACUUUUUACAAGGUAGUCUAGCAAUUUCACCAGAAUACCAAUUACAAUCUGUCCAUGGUCUGAUUUUUAUACCAUUUAGUGGUGCUUUAGAAAGUUUGGUUUGGUGGUUGUUUCCGAGCUGAUUGGCUCAGUUCUUCACCUGUAUGUACCUAAGACCAAUGUGAACCUUUGUACUUUUUGCUCCUGACUUUGGACUCAGUGAAAGUGUACUGUUUACAUGUACAGAACUCCCAGCACCCCUCUGUGUUCGGCAAGACCCGGUCUUGGCGAGGAAGACCCACCUCACCCUUCCUCAUCUGCUUAGUGCAGCCACAGAUCCGCUAACCUGUUUCCCUUCGCCGCUCUCCGUAAACACGCCGCACCCACGGCUCCCUCCUGGGCUGUACUGCUAGGAAGGGCUUAGGCCGGCCGACCCCCUUUCUCCCCUGCGGCUGGCCUGGCACCAAGGUCUCUCAGAGAAUGGCUAAAGCAGAGGGCAGGCAAGGGGAUGGCCCCUCCUAGCCUAUGGCUCCUGGACCCCGACAGCGUGCUGGCCGUCAACAGAUGCAGAAGAUGGUGUGUGGACUGCUGGCGGGCACCAGGCUCCUUGCUCCUGCUAGGAAUCCCCUCCCCAGCCAAACUGCAGGAUGGCAGGGCGCGGUUUACAAGCUGCGAGGCACGGCCACCCUCGGGAAGAAAGGCGGCCGAGGCAUUAGCCCUCCGGUGCAGUUACGAGCGUGAUCAAAGCCCACCCAUUUCCCCCCAGAGAUACUAAACAGAAAACAAAGGCACUUAAAAGCAGCUUGAGAAGGCGACACUUCCCUGCUUAAAUCAGUGGGAAUUCCUCUGAAGAGAAAGUUCUUCCUAACAGGCACCUAUGCAAAUUCACGUGGCUCUUCUAAGCAGAUGAGGACUUCUUUCCUCAAUGUGCUAUGGAAAUAUUUUUGUGUUCUAGACAGUGGACCUUUUUCCAGUAAAUGUGGCUUAAUAUUUUAA